AUGCAGCAGCAUCUGCAGAAGCUCACCUUGGAAGCAGCCCAGUGUUUACAACGCAAAAAGUUCUGCUUCAACCAAGAACUGAAGCUGAUCUGCAAGUAUGGGCUCUAGAACAAGCGUGAUGUGCGGAGGGUCAAAUUUAUGGCUGAGAUCCACAAGGCUGCCGGGGAGCUGCUGACACUGGACCAGAAGGCCCCACAGUGGCUGUUGGAAGGCAACAUCCUGCUGCAGCAGCUGGUCUACUUCGGGAUGCUGGACAAGGAUAACAUAAAGCUGGAUUGCAUCCUGGGCUUGAAGAUGGAGGAUUUUUUGGAGGGGCGUGUGCAGACCCAGAUCUUCAGGCCAGGCCCUGCCAAGUCCAUCCACCAUGCCUGCAUGCUAAUCUGCCAGUGCCAUAUCAGGGUCCACAAGUAGGUGGUGAACAUCCUGUCCUUCAUCAUGCACCAGGACUCCCAGAGGCACAUUGACUUCUCCCUGCACUCUUAUAGGAGUGACCUCCCAGGCCGCGUGAAGAACUCCAAGAAGGGGCAGGGCAGGCUAGAGGCUGGCAAAGACUGGGAAGAUUAAGCCCUUCCAGUCCCUCCUGGGCUGCUGAGGUGUCUGGUUUUCCAGUCAGUUAAUAAACAGGGUCCACAAAAAAAAAAGGAAGAAAAAUAAUAAAGUUUAUGGGGAAAAUUGUGACAAAGAAAUCAGUUUAUAAUGAAUAAUUCGUUUUAAGAAGGGACGAGACAAUUUUGAAGAUGAAGCCCAUAGCGACAGACCAUCCACUUCAGUUGACAAGGAAAAAAUCCAUCUAGCUUAUGUGCCAAUUAAAGAGAGCCGACAGUUUGGGGCUGUUGCUGUGGCGUAGCAGGUUAAGCCACCAUCUGCAAUGCCUGCAUCCCAUAUGGGCGCUGGUUUGAGUCCUAGCUAUUAUACUUUUGAUCCAGCUCCCUGCUAAUGCUCCUGGGAAAGCAGCAGCAGAUGGCCCAGUGGGCCCCUGCACCCACAUGGGAGACCCAAUAAUAAGCUCCUGGCUCUUGGCUUCAGUCUGGCCCAACCCUGGACAUUAAUAGUCAUUUGGGGAAUGAACCAACAGAUGGAAGAAUUCUCUCUCUGCCUCUGCCUCUGCCUGUCCCUCUCUAACUCAGCCUUUCAAAUAAAUAAGUAAAUCUUUAAAAAAAGAGGGAACUGACAGUUAACUGCACAGUGGCCAGCAAUAUAGACAUAUCACUUGGUUUGGCUUGAAAAAUUGAAGCUGAACUGCUUUAAUUUUUUUUAGAAUCUAUUUAUUUGAAAGGCCAGGGCCAGUGCUGUGGCAUAGCAGAUAAAGCCACUGCCUGCAGUACUGGCAUCCCAUAUGGGUGCCCGUUCAAGUCCCGGCUGCUCCACUUCCGAUCCAGCUCUGCUAUGGCCCAGGAAAGCAGUAGAAAAUGGGCCAAGUCCUUGGGCCUCUGCACCGGCAUGGGAGACCCAGAAGAAGCUCCUGGCUCCUGGCUUUGGAUUGGUAAAAAGACAAAGUUACACAGAGGGAGGGAGAGACAGAAAGAGAUCUUCCAUCUGUUGGUUCACUUCCCAAAUAGCCACAACACCUAGGGCUGGGCCAAGCAGAGCCAGGAGCCAGGAGUUUCUUGUGGAUCUCCCACAUGGGUAUAGGGGCCCAAGCACUUGGGCCAUCCUCCACUGCUUUCCCAGGCAGUUGAGCAGGGAGCUGGAUCAGAAGUGGAGCUGCUGGAACUCAAACCAGUGCCCAUAUGGGACGCCAGCAUUGCAAGCAGCAACUUUACCGACUUUGCCAGAAGGCCAGUCCCAAACUUUCUAUUUGAUGGGUGCCAAGACUGUAGCAUUCAUAUCGGCUACAUUCAAGAGCAGAGCUUUCAGUGGAAAUUCUAAAUGAAUGGGAUCAAGAUCCUAAAGCAUUUCUUUGAAGAACUGUAACAGGAGAUGAAGCAUUACUUUACUAGUACAACCCUGAAAACGAAGCACAGUCAAAGCAACAGCUACCAAGAGGUGGAAAUAGUCCAAUCAAGGCAGAAGUGGACUGGUCAAGAGUAGCGGUCAUCAUAACAGUGUUUUGCUUGUAGACUUUCUGGAGGGCCAAGGAACAAUAACUUCGCUUAUUAUGAGAGUGUUUUGAGAAAGCCCAAGUUUUAACAGAAGAAUGUCUAGUUCUUCUUCAUUAUAGUAAUGCUCCUGCUCAUUCCUUUCAUUAAACAAGGGCAGGUGCCAUAGCUUCAAAGGAAAACCUUCAAACCUCUGAUAGGGCUCCUCCUGACUCUUUUGUUUCCUAAGCAUAAAAAAUUUUUAAAAGCACCCAUUUUUCUUCAUUUAAUAAUGUAAAAAACCUACAUUGGCAUGGUUAAAUUCCCAGGACCCUCAGUUCCUUCACAAUGGGCUAAAUGGCUUGAUUGUCACUUCCAAGUGUCACUUGCAGGUGUUUUGAACUUGAUAGGAUUUAUAUCGAGAAGAAAGUUUGUAUUUUUAUGUUUGUCUUUUAAUUCCAUUUUCCAUGAACUUUUUGAAGUCACCUCACAUAGGAGUGAAGCUUCAAUAUCUCACUGGAUUUAAGUCUGGAUUAGCUUCUUCUGGGAUGUUUGUGGUACGUACGACAGCAACCAUUAAGAAAAUAACUUAAAAAAGCACAGUAGGGCCAGUGCUGUGGCGCAAUACUUUUAAUCCUCUGCCUGUGGUGCCGGCAUCCCAUAUGGGCACCAGUUCUAGUUCCAGCUGCUCCUCUUCUGAUUCACCUUUCUGCUAUGGCCUGGGAAAGGUGGUGAGGAUGGCCCAAGUGCUUGGGCCCCUACACCCACGUGGGAGACCCAGAGAAAGCUUCUGGCUCCUGGCUUCGGAUUGGCCCAGCUGUGGCUGUUGUGGACAUUUGAGGAGUAAACCAGCAGAUGGAAGACCUCUCUCUCUUUCUCUCUCUCUCUCUCUCUCUUCCCCUACCCCCCCCCCCGCCCCGCCUCAGCCUCUUUGUAACUCUGCCUUUCAAAUAAAUAAAUAAAUCUUUAAAGAAAAAAAACUUUAUGGAAGUGAACUAAAAGAUGUUUGUUUAAAAAAAUAAAUAAAUGUGAGUGAGUUAAAUGAACCAAAGCAGAGAAUUUUUUUUCAGACUGUAUUUUAAAAGUCUAAUUCCAUGCUAUCUUGAACAGAGAAACUUUAGAGCUAAAGAAAGAAGUAAAAAGUUAAAGGAUGGAAAAAUGCAUCAUGUGAAUGGUAGUCAAAAAAAAGAUCCCCAAGGGGUCCUUAAAACAAGACUUGCCCUAAAUUUAGUUUAGCCGAGUGAACAUCUGUGAAAUUACGGAUUUUUUGUGAUCCUCAGCUGGCUUUCAGAAUCAAGAGUAUAUCAGUGACAUUAUCCAGGGCUUCAGUUUUAGGGAGAUCUAAAUCUUAGAUCUGGAGGCUUACGGCCUAAAGAAAGAAAAUCUGUUCUUUUACUUGGGGAAAAUACCAUUACGUCACAGCAUGUUCCGGUGACUGUGCUGGGAUCUGUUCUUACCAGAAGCGGCCAAGCCUGCAGUUGAAGGGAUGACUGGGAAAGAAACAUCAACUGUGUCCUUCUUCCCUCAACUCUGAUUCUGGAAUUGCAGGGACGAGAGGUGGAAGACCAGUGUGGCCAGUGAUUUGGGGAACAUGAAAAUGAGUAGUAAAUUUCACUCCUCUUUUCAUUUUUA
Molecule: messenger RNA, 3650 nt
Organism: Oryctolagus cuniculus (rabbit)
Lineage: Eukaryota; Metazoa; Chordata; Mammalia; Lagomorpha; Leporidae
Source: RefSeq, a predicted model, not a curated record